Messenger RNA from Myxocyprinus asiaticus (Chinese sucker), 3882 nucleotides. RefSeq names its product ectodysplasin-A-like. Gene Ontology annotation, cellular component: membrane. The record is from RefSeq and is a predicted model, not a curated record. Gene Ontology annotation, molecular function: death receptor agonist activity; death receptor binding; tumor necrosis factor receptor binding. The coding region runs from base 9 to 1169 and encodes 386 amino acids. Gene Ontology annotation, biological process: animal organ development; immune response. The transcript has 8 exons. Lineage: Eukaryota; Metazoa; Chordata; Actinopteri; Cypriniformes; Catostomidae.
GAAGCCAGAUGAGCCCGCAGAGAAGUGCGUGUACACCGCGACCAGCCGAACCCAACAGUCGCCGAGAGGACAAGGAAGUUCGGUUAUCAGAAGCAAUGCUGACUGACCUGCACGCAGAUAUGGUACCGAAGCGCGAUCCGAUGAAGUUAGAGGACCGAGAGCACACACAGGCAGCGUGUGAGUGCCAAAGUCAAUGCAACAACUGCAAAAUCUUCCUGAGUUUAUUCAUCCUCUCGCUCUCUCUGCACCUCAUCACGCUCUUCUGCUACCUGGACCUGCGCUCGGAGCUCAAACGAGAAAUAUCGCAGAAGAACAAAGAUGAUGUGUCUUCAACGGGGCCAUUGCCGCACUAUGAAGCCACAGCGCCAGUGCCCCGGUUACCGGACACCGACAACCCAACAAUAGGCGAACAGAGCAGAUGGAGGGAUGAACAUACGAGAGAGCUGGAAACAGUCAUUCAUCGUACCAAACGUUCAGAGAGUAAUGGAAAAAAGAAAGGAGAACGUAAAAAAGGCAAGAAAGGGCCCCCUGGCGCUCCUGGACCUCCAGGCCCACCUGGUCCACAAGGCCCCCCUGGAAUACCAGGGAUACCGGGGAUCCCAGGCAGUAAUGCAAUGGGUCCCUCUGGCCCUCCUGGACCAGCAGGGCCUCCUGGACCACAAGGGCCACCUGGACCACAGGGACCUGCAGGUGGUGCAGAUAAAGGCAAAUACAGAGAGACACAGCCAGCUGUGGUGCAUCUUCAGGGUCAGGAAACCACUAUCCAAGUGAAAGAAGAUUUGUCAGAAGGUGUGUUGAAGAAUUGGAGAAUGAUCACAAUUCAUCAGAGAGUGUUUAAAAUGCACUCACGCUCUGGAGAGCUGGAAGUCUUACAGGAUGGAACAUACUUUAUAUAUAGUCAGGUAGAAGUUUAUUACCUGAAUUUCACGGACAUAGCAAGUUAUGAGGUGAUGGUGGAUAAGACUCCAUUCUUACGCUGCACGCGUAGUAUUGAGACCGGCCAGCGCAAGUUCAACACCUGUUACACAGCGGGGGUGUGUUUGUUGCGAGCGCGCCAGAGGAUCUCCAUCCGCAUGGUAUACGAGGACACCUCCAUCUCCAUGAGCAACCACACCACCUUCCUCGGCAGCAUCCGCCUAGGGGAUGCCCCGCCUGCAGGACACACCUGAGCCAAAUCAGCUUGCUAGAUCAAAACCACUGAACUCAUCUGAGCCAGUAUGUCUCGUUAGCCCCACCCCAUGGACGUACAAAGUCUAGAGCCAAAUAAGACAAUUUAUUAACUAAUUGGCUCAUCUAAAUUUCUGCCAAACCAGUGCUGUCUUGAGCCUGUCAGCCUGCAGUGUGAAUCAGGCUCGAAGAGGAAAUAUGUCUGUGUGGCUUCACCAACACUGAACAGCAUUCACCACUAAUAAAAACUCUCACUAGUUAAACUCACUUUUGGAACUGAAAUCCUCUACCCAUCCUCAAACAUGACCAACACCACAGACAAGGAAUUACACUGUCUAUUUACAAAUUAAAUCAGCAGUUCUAGCCAGUUUCACAGAUCAGGUGUCUGUGAACAGAGGAAUUGGAUCGGUCCUCACUGUUGCUGUGGAGUGUGCAUGUAAUAUGCCUAUCCAGCUACAAGUGCCUACAUUAAAUACAGUGACUGGAUCCACUGAGAGCUGAUCAAUGAAGAGGAAGUGUUUUAUGUGAGACACUCUUGUGCUCGACGUACCAGUGCUCACCAGUAGCUCCACUGCAAACAGACCCAGUCUCUAUAGUAUACACACACACACACAAAUAGUGAACAUGUGUACUAUUCUAUUAAGUAAGCACUGAUAAUGGCAAUGUAUAUAAAGCAGAAUAUCUAUUUUCAUAUAUCUCUGAUCCUUUACACACCCAGUCCAAAUUCCAUUGUUCGUAUGAAGUAAUCAAAUUCUGAAAAUGAUAGCAAUGUAAAAAAAAAUUGGUUCUAUUCUCUUUAGCUGAUUCUUUAAUCAUUGCAUUUUCGAAGGAGAAAAAGUGUUCACUUGUACUGUAUAUGAUGGCAGCAUUUCAGUCACUGAAAUGGAUGAUUCUUCAUAAUGAUUUAAUGUCCCUUUGAAGGAAUAUUACGGGUUCAAUUCAAGUUAAACUCAAUCAACAGCAUUAGUGGCAUAAUGUUGAUUACCAUAAAAAAUAAAACAUUAAUUAUUUUCUUUAAAGAAAAGAAAAUAAGAAAAAAUUUAGCUUAAAGUGAGGCACUUACAAUGGAGGUAAAUGGAGCCCAUUUUUGGAGGAUUUAAUGGCAGUUUAAAAUGUAAAGGUUUUAAAGUUGUUUUAAUCGUAGUUUUUGGGUUUACGCCAUCAUGGCAACAAAGUUGUAAAAUUGGUUAUAACUUUACACAGAAAAGGUUACUAUGCGAUUUUAUCACACUAACAUGCAUAUUGUUUGUUUCGUGGCUAUAUUUUUGAAUGUUUACGAAUUGAAUCCAUUCAAUUCCAUUGUAAGUGUCUCAGUGUAACCCAGAUGAUGUUUUUUUUUUUUUUUUUUAAAGGUGGUACAAGUCAAAAUAAAUGUUUUUGUUAAUCACCAUUGUGCCACAAAUGCUGUUGAUUGAGUUUAACUUUUACUGAACCUGGAAAAUUCCUUCAGUAUGAUUAAUCUCUCUGAAUGCAAAAUACCAUGUGUCUCCAGUAGGAGUCAGUAGUGCAGCAAGUGGAGCACUUAGAAAUUUGGAUGAGUAUGGCUGUGUUCGAAAAAGCAUACUAGAAAGUAGCAUGCUUAAUAUUGCUGUGGUAUAUAGUAUACUGUGGAGUGUGUACACAUUUUCUCUAUGCAUCAGGGUUAGGUUAGUGGUCAGAUGACUGGCCAGACUACAUUUGCCAAAUUGUGCUGUAUACAACAGAGCAUAUUGUGUGGAAUACUGUACAACGUAACACAUUUAACUUCACUAUUUCCAAGUAUGUCAGAUGAGCCAGAAUUAAUAGCAGUCCUAAUGUUAACAUCUUUCUUGACUCAUUUGAUCUGUCUGACAAAUGCUUAGACCUUUUUUAUACACAAAUGGUUGUAAACUGCUAAAUAAAAUAGUUUUAGCUUCUAAGAUAACUGGAUGCUGCUCACAGAAUUAAACAUGCAACAUGCAACAACAUAGCUUACUAUGCAUAGAGCCUUCUAUUUCACAUACUGGUUUUUUUAUUUUAUAUAUAGUAGGCAGUAUACAGUAUAUACUGUUCAGUAUUCAGUAAGUAGUAAGAGAAUUCCAUUCGGAACAGCAUUUUGAGUCUUGAGACGCUGAUUAAUACUUCAGUUCAUUCAUCACACUGGUGUUUUUAGUUCAGUGUGCUCUGUUUUUUUUACUGCAUUUCAUACAUAAAAUUUGCAUACAAAUAGAAUAGUGUAACAUAUUCUUUGUCUCUCCAUCUGACACCCACAGAUAAGUCAUGAACUGAUCCUGCAGGUAGUCUCCAGCACCUUACUGGCAGUGUAGGACUGUGGGUCUGAAUGAGUUGUAGAGAAAGACAAUUAUGUGAGUGUACUUUUGUCAAUAAUAGAUGAGAUCUCAGAUCCUCACUGUGAGAACAAACUACAUUACUGUGCAUGUUCAAAGGUCUUGGAAUAAAACAAUGGGAAUUAUCUAGAACUUUCUGAAGAGCGCUGGUAAUCUGCCUCAGGUUUUCUCUGCAUGUUCCCUCAAGUCUCCACAUGGAAAUGUAAAAAUGAGGGGGAAUGGAAAAGGAGAGGGGUAUAAAUUACUGAUUAUGUUCUCACAGAUUUGCUGGUUAUAUCUCUCAAUGUCUUCUCUUAAACAUCAGAUCUGACCGACAACUUGUUUUAGUUUUGUUUUUGGUACACAAGGUGUAUGCUGUAUGUAGUUCUGUUUUACCGAAGAUUAUGUAUAUUUGUAAAGUAUACAGGGA